Molecule: messenger RNA, 579 nt
Organism: Rangifer tarandus platyrhynchus (Svalbard reindeer)
Lineage: Eukaryota; Metazoa; Chordata; Mammalia; Artiodactyla; Cervidae
Source: the annotation of a GenBank genome assembly
AUGCAGCACCAGCAGCACCAAAGUGCUCUGUCCUGUGAACAACCAGGCACCACAGUGGAGGCGCCUCCAGAUCCAAACGGAAAGGCAUGCUUGAGUACCGGGGUGCUGCUUUGGGGCCACGGGUCAUCCAGGCCGUGGCCCCCAGUUUGGGAAGUCCUGGCAGAAGGAGGACCCGCUUCCCUGCCGGUGGAGCGUUUACAACAAGGACAACGUCUAUGCCCCGCCCAUGGGCACGGCCUGGCCCAGACCAGUCUCGCAGGGACGGCACUCACUCCGGGCCCCAGGGAGGCCUCUGGCCUCCCUCCUCCCUCUUUGUUCUGCAGACACCUGCAGGAACCUCCUUGGCCAAACCCCAUCCUCUUUAUGAGAAGACAACGCAAGCAGCUGCUCCUCUUUCGUCUGAGCCUCUCCACCCCGGGCCCUCACCAAGGGGUGAAGGCCAAAGGCCCCCUCCUCUGCGUGCUCUGCGAGAGCACAGACCCCCCUACGAGAGCAAGGUCGACAGACCCCCGCCUGCCCGGGGCUCUUGUGACUGAGGCCCAACCUGCCCCAGCCUCGCUGGUGCUGCAGCAGAAUUAG